CCCUUGUAACAUUUUGCAUGUACCAACGGAAAUCAACAAACAAACGUCAACAUGGUCGACUGGACAGAUGCUGAGCGCAGUGCCAUCGUAGGCCUGUGGGGAAAGAUCAGCGUGGAUGAGAUCGGACCCCAGGCCGUGGCCAGACUUCUGAUCGUGUCUCCAUGGACUCAGAGGCACUUUAGCACCUUCGGCAACCUAUCCACACCCGCUGCCAUCAUGGGUAACCCCGCCGUGGCCGAGAAACUGCACGUGGAUCCCGACAACUUCAGGGAGAGUAUUACCGUGUGCGUGGCCGCCAUGCUCGGUCCCACCGUUUUCAGUGCUGAUACUCAGGAAGCCUUCCAGAAGUUCCUGGCUGUCGUUGUGUCCGCUCUUGGCAGACAGUACCACUAGAGUAUCACUCGACAGCACCAAUAUGGAAGAGAUAUGACACUCCAACUCCAUAGCUACACAUUUGAAAAAAACAUCUAUUUGAAAGC
Oncorhynchus gorbuscha (pink salmon) is the source of this 479-nucleotide messenger RNA. RefSeq names its product hemoglobin subunit beta-like. Gene Ontology annotation, cellular component: hemoglobin complex; blood microparticle; haptoglobin-hemoglobin complex. Bases 52 to 393 code for a protein of 113 amino acids. Gene Ontology annotation, molecular function: organic acid binding; peroxidase activity; oxygen carrier activity. Gene Ontology annotation, biological process: oxygen transport; hydrogen peroxide catabolic process. The record is from RefSeq and is a predicted model, not a curated record. The transcript has 3 exons. Lineage: Eukaryota; Metazoa; Chordata; Actinopteri; Salmoniformes; Salmonidae.